GUCACUGACUCACUGUCGGCCGUCGGCUGUCAAAAGUGGAAAUAUUGGAAAUUGGAUGACGCAUUUUCCAACAAAUCGGAACUUUUAAAACCGUUUUCAUUGAUCAUUUUCUGUGUUGUAGUAUUUUAGCUACGCCGUACGGCAUCAAAUUAAAGUUUCCGUUGGUCUUAUUCAACGAGCAGGUUUAAAUAUGGCUGCACAGCCCAUUUACAAUCCGAUGAUACCGUGCGUGCACCCGAUCCCCGGCGGGGUGUACCCCGGCCGCAUGAUCAGGAUACAGGGGAACACGCCACCAGGCGCGCAGAGAUUCGCGUUCAACCUGCAGUGCGGCCCGAAUACCGACCCUCGCGACGACAUCGCCCUCCACCUGAACUUCCGCUUCGUGGAGCAGUGCGUGGUGAGGAACCACCUGACCGCCAUGGACUGGGGCGCGGAGGAGAUAGACGGCGGCAUGCCGCUGCGGCGGGGCGAGCCGUUCGAGGCGCUCGUGCUGUGCGAGCCUCAGUCUAUGAAGGUGGCGCUAAACGGCAUGCACUUCUGCGAGUUCCUGCACCGCGUGCCCUUCCACAGGAUCUCCCACCUCACGGUGGACGGCGACGUCUCCAUACAGUUCAUUGGCUUCGAGGGGUCUGCGCCCGCGCAGCCCGCUUACAUGCCUGAGCCGGCACAAUACGCGUACGGCGCUCCGCCCCCCGCCUACGGAGCCCCCGGCUACGGCGCACCGCAAGGUUUCACGCCUGGCGUAACGCCCGGUUACACGACCACGUAUUCGCCCGUGCAGCAGCGCAGCGGGAUGGGCACCGGGGCGGCCGUGGGGCUCGGCGUGGGGGCUCUGGCGGCCGGGGGGCUCGCCGGGUACGCUCUGGGUGGCGGCUUCAGCAGCGACAGCCCGCCGCGGGAGGAGGUGAACGUGGUGUCUUUCUCGGAGAGCGGCGACUUCGGCGGCGACGACUGGGUGGAAUGAGACUGCGGCUACGUCCUCGACCUGCUGGUCUUGUUCGCAGUGCUGUUGGUCCUGCUUGGAGCUAAACUACUCGCGUUGUACGCUCUAGACUGGGGGGAGAGGUGUCAUUAGUUAUAAGUUUCACUUUUGUUAUUUUAUUUUUUAAACUAUAUAAAAAGUAUUAUGUAAAAUGUUUAAAAACAUCUAUACUAAUAUUGCUAAAGCUGAAGAGUUUGUUCGUCUGUUUGUUUGUUUGAACGCGCUAAUCUCAGAAACUACUGGUUCGUAUUGAAAAAUUCUAUAUUAUACUCUAUCGAGGAAGGCUUAAGGUUAUAUAACAUCACACUGCAAUUAUAUGGAGCAAAGAAAUAAUGGAAAAUGUGAAAAAAAAAAACGGCGAAAAUUAUUCAUUCUUAAGGGGUUUCAAUAAUGCCCAAAAUAGCUAUUCCACGCGGACGAAGUCGCGGGCACAGCUAGUUAUCUUAUAUUUCUGGCUUAGGUCCAUAUUAGUUCCAGUGAACUGAGGGGUUAGGGCAAGUUUUGACUCGAAGCGAGUCGAGCAAGUGAACGCGAAUUUGUAUUUGAUUAAAUCACCGUCACCUAGUGGUGAAACGAUGGCACUAAUGCAGUUUCCGCUCUGUAACGAGUAAUAUCGCAUAAAGUGUGUCAUAAAAAAGUUAUGCCAUGUUAGUUUGAGGCUUUAUAUGGACCAGUUUAGUCACCAGACUUUUUGGCGCCAAUUCAAACGCCAUUACCGUCAAUAGGUUAGCGGUGUUUUUUUUUUUUUUACUGAAAUUAUGAGUAGGUAGUACUUCAGUCAAUGAGGUAAGGGUAAAACAAUAAGGGUUUUAAUUCGUGAAAAUAUAUAUUUUUUGUUAAUAAACUUUAGAAGUUGUUAACCAAUUAUGUGCACAUUAUGUUGCAAUGAUGGUUGCAAUAAAUUCACCCAACGUAUUUGCACUUAUUUUGUAGGGACCGAGCAUCUAUUAGUAUUAAAUAUUAUCAAAAUCAAUGCUUAGAAAUUAAGAAAAGAUGUUGCUUAUUUAGCAAUGAUUAUGAAAGGCCUUAAAAGAUCUUGUAUUCAGGGCCAUUAAUAAAAUAUAGAAAAAAAUAUUGAAUGUGGAUUUCGCUGUCAUGCUAAUGUGAAUCGCUCUUAAUAUUGAAUGUUACUAAAUGUAUGCCUUGUUAACAAAGUAUAAUAUUUGUAUUAGUAGAUAUUACAUGUAGACAAAAUUAUAUUAUAAAAAUUAAAUUCGUUGUUUUAUGUAAAGUAGGUAUUUUAUAUGACCGCCCGCUUUGGAUGUGGUUAGAGAAGUUAUUAAAAUUAUAAAUUAAAAGUUAAUUGGCAUUGGCGAUAACAAUUUAAUUCCUUUAAAAAUAAAAUUAAAAUAAUGGCAGCAAUUUUUUUCUAUUUUAAUUUAGAAUGCGUCAAUUGUAUUUUGCUUUUUCAGUAAGAUUAACACGUGCUCAGUUCAUUAAUUUAAAAAGAUUUAAAAAAAAUGGAAUUUAUGCUUACAUUCGGUUGGCGGGAAAAUUAAUGGAGAUGGUUCUUUUUUUCAAAGCAUCGACCAAAUAUCACAGCCAUUUUAGCUUGACCACGAAAAAUAAAGUAGAUAAGCUUGUGAGUGAAGGCAUAUUCCGCUAAUAUUUUUCUUGUAAUGUAAAUAUGUAAAUUAUAUUUAUAAGUAUUGUUCAAACCGUGUAACAUGGCAAAAGCUAUCGCCGUUUCGCUUUUUGUUAUGACGUGAAACGAGACGGCGAUAGUUUCUCGCGCGAUAAAAACUUAUUUUCACUCUCGUCUCGACCAAUAUGUAACGUUUGCGAUUUUUCAAAUUGUUUUUAUUUGGCAAAAAUGCCUGUGCAAUGCCAUGGGGAAAUGACAGUGUUUCAUAUAAAUCGAUUCAGCCAACAAAACAAUGUAAUUUCAUUUUAUUUUUUAUCAUACUUAACUUGGUACAUAUGAUUUAUAAAAAAGAAGAAUAUGUUUAUAAAAAAAAUGGAGAAAGAGUUCACAUUAGUUCUAUUAAAAUACAUUUACAAUUUAAUACAAUUGAAGCUAUAUUAAAAUUAAAAUAAAUUUCAGGAUUUCAGUUUGUGAUUAAAUAUUAUAUUAAUUUAAAAAAGUUUAUCAGGCAAAUUGUUCCUUAGGUUAGAAAUUAUAACGGCAGCUUUAUAAUUAAAUAAAUUGAACGAUUUAAUACGUAUUAAAAGUUUCAUAGUUAGCAAAAUGUAAUAAUUAUCGCUGUCUCUUACUAUCAGUAUGAGUGAGACAAGAAUAGAUAUAAAAAUGUUGGUUUUUUGAGUGAAAUGAC
Messenger RNA from Amyelois transitella, 3255 nucleotides. RefSeq names its product galectin-9. Lineage: Eukaryota; Metazoa; Arthropoda; Insecta; Lepidoptera; Pyralidae. Gene Ontology annotation, molecular function: carbohydrate binding. The record is from RefSeq and is a predicted model, not a curated record. The transcript has 8 exons. Bases 191 to 964 code for a protein of 257 amino acids.